CAUAUUUCCUUCUUACAGAACAUCAUGGCAGCCCAUCAGGAGAAAAAAUUUGCUCAAGAAAGAAAACAUAAAAACAUCCAAAAUGAUACUAAAGCAUCUCAAGGCCAGUGGGGAAGAGCAUGGGAGGUGGACUGGUUUUCCUUGGCAAGCAUUCUUUUCCUGCUCAUGUUUGCACCACUGAUCGUSUAUUACUUCAUCAUGUCCUGUGACCAGUACCAGUGUUCUCUGACUGAUCCACUCCUGGACUUGCUGACGGGCAAUAAACAUCUGUCUGACAUCUGGAACAAGACUCCCAUGCUGACCUAUAGGGCCGCUGGCAUCUAUUCCCUUUGGGUCACUUUCCAGGUGGUUUUGUAUGUGUUCAUUCCUGACUUCUGCCAUAAAUUUCUUCCUGGAUAUGUKGGAGGUGUACAAGAAGGUGCUGUCACCCCUGCUGGUGUAGUGAAUAAAUAUCAAAUCAAUGGACUUCAGGCCUGGAUCAUUACCCAUGUGCUUUGGUUUGCAAAUGCUUCUUGCUUCCACUUCUUCUCACCUACCAUCAUAUUUGACAAUUGGAUUCCUCUCUUGUGGUGUGCCAAUAUCCUGGGAUAUGCAGUUUCCACAUUUGCAAUGAUUAAAGGCUACUUUUUCCCUACCAAUGCCAAAGACUGCAAAUUCACUGGAAACUUCUUUUAUGAUUACAUGAUGGGGAUUGAAUUUAACCCUCGAAUAGGGAAGUGGUUUGAUUUCAAGCUGUUCUUCAAUGGGCGCCCUGGGAUUGUAGCCUGGACUUUAAUCAACCUUUCCUUUGCUGCCAAACAACAGGAGCUGUAUGGUGAAGUGACAAACUCCAUGAUCCUUGUCAAUGUCCUUCAGGGUCUUUAUGUUCUGGACUUCUUUUGGAAUGAAGCCUGGUACUUGAAAACCAUUGAUAUCUGCCAUGAUCAUUUUGGAUGGUAUUUGGGCUGGGGAGACUGUGUUUGGUUACCUUACCUCUAUACUUUGCAGGGUCUGUAUUUGGUUUACCAUCCUGUCCAGCUGUGCACAGCUCAUGCCAUAGGGAUCUUGAUGCUGGGCUUCCUGGGUUAUUACAUCUUCAGAAUGACCAACCACCAGAAGGACCUCUUCCGUCGUACCAAUGGCAACUGCAGGAUCUGGGGGAAGAAGCCGGAGUACAUCGAGUGCUCCUAUGUGUCCGUGGAUGGGACCAAGUACUACAGCAAGCUGAUGACCUCUGGAUUUUGGGGCUGGGCACGUCAUUUCAACUACACGGGAGACCUGAUGGGCUCGCUGGCUUAUUGCCUGGCCUGUGGCUUUGAGCACAUCCUGCCUUACUUCUACAUYGUUUACAUGACCAUUCUGCUCACCCACCGCUGCAUUAGGGAUGAGCACCGUUGUUGCAGCAAAUACGGGAAGGACUGGAAGCGCUACACUGCUGCAGUGCCCUACCGGCUCCUGCCCAGAAUAUUUUAAGGCUAACACAGGAUCCAGGGGAAAGAAAAAAGAAGAAACAUACAGGCAUGCCUUGCUUAAAGUAACUGAAAUGAGGCACUGAAAUGCCCUAGUUUUUUACAAGACUCUUUUACUUGGAAUACCCCUCUGAAUCUCCCCAUUUCCAAAUUAGGUUGAAGUUGAAGAAAAGUUGCAUGUAUUGAGACUCCUGAGAAAUCCCAAAGCUGGCAGGUGGUGUUACCCGUGGUAGUACCAGGGUUCUGGAAGCAGUGGCUCAGGAGAGGAGGCAAAGAGUGCUGUCAUCUCUUAAGRAAGAAGUUGUCUGAUGCAGUUGCUUCUGACUAUCAGAACCUACAAUCGGGAACAACGGCAAAGGAGGUUUGAUGGUUGGUUACUUCUCAAGAGAUGAACUCUGGCAAUGCUGAACUGCAAAACCUGAUCUAAAAUGAUUGUUAUAAUCUAAAACAGAUAUUUCAGAAAACUGUUAAAAAUCAGUAACAUUUUAAGCCCCUGACAAUAUGGUACAUGACCAACUGAGUUUUGUUUUGAUACUGAAACCAAAUUUUGUGGAGAUACUGAGCUGUGCUUGUUGGGCUGAAGUAGAGUUAAUUUUUGUCAUAGUCGCUGGUAUGGGCUUCCUGUAGUUUUGGAUUUGAGCUGAAACACUAUUGAUAACAAUAGGGAUAUUUUCAUUAUUGCUGAGCACUGUUUGGACAGCAUCAAGGCUUUUUYUGCAUCUCACCACCCUCACCAGCAAGUGGGCUGGGGAUGGACAAGGAGCUGGGAGGGGACACAGGCAGGACAGCUGGGCCCAAGGGAUAUCCCAGGCCAUAGAGCAUCAUGCUCAGCCCAUAAAGCUGGAGGAAGAAGGAAGUGGGGAAUGUCAUUCCAAGACACCAUUACAUGGGAUUGGAGCCCUGCUUUCCUGGAGAUGGCUGAACAUCUGCCUGGUGGUGGCCACUGGGGAAUAGAUUCCUUAUUUUGCUUUGUUUCUGUGCACAGUUUUUCCUUUACCUAUUAAAUUGUGUUUWUCUCAACCC
Messenger RNA from Malurus melanocephalus (red-backed fairy wren), 2471 nucleotides. It is a transcript of the gene DHCR7, whose product is annotated as 7-dehydrocholesterol reductase. NCBI's taxonomy places the organism in Eukaryota, Metazoa, Chordata, Aves, Passeriformes, Maluridae. Gene Ontology annotation, molecular function: 7-dehydrocholesterol reductase activity. Gene Ontology annotation, biological process: brassinosteroid biosynthetic process; cholesterol biosynthetic process. The record is from RefSeq and is a predicted model, not a curated record. Bases 25 to 1452 code for a protein of 475 amino acids. Gene Ontology annotation, cellular component: endoplasmic reticulum membrane. The transcript is spliced from 7 exons.